Messenger RNA from Salvelinus sp. IW2-2015, 1311 nucleotides. Its product is annotated as BTB/POZ domain-containing protein KCTD5. Gene Ontology annotation, molecular function: cullin family protein binding. The record is from RefSeq and is a predicted model, not a curated record. NCBI's taxonomy places the organism in Eukaryota, Metazoa, Chordata, Actinopteri, Salmoniformes, Salmonidae. Gene Ontology annotation, biological process: proteasome-mediated ubiquitin-dependent protein catabolic process; protein homooligomerization. Gene Ontology annotation, cellular component: Cul3-RING ubiquitin ligase complex; cytoplasm.
AUUGGAACCAUUUCCCUGUUUGAUCGAUAGGUUUUAUGGGUGUUAUGACACCUCCACUGUGGGGCUCUGUGAAGGAGUACAAAAAUGAAGGUGCCUUGGCUUCAAAACAGCGUCCUCUGUUAGUAAUCUCUGUGUGUAUAUAUGAAAAUCGUUGGGCGGAGCUCGAGACAACGAGGUACACCGUUUGAAAGAGAGGAACCUUAACGGCGGUGGGUACGCACGCACGCUAUUGCAUCCAUUGCUAUUUUUCCUAAUGGCAACGGAGGAAAAAAGGAAAUCGGUGCCGCAGGCUGUAUCAGCAGUCGGCUCGUUACCGACACCUCAGGGCUACAAUAAUAAUAACAACAACAAUAACAAUAAAGACGGCGAGGUAAGCGAGAAUACGACCACCUCGAGCGCUACCGAAUCAAGUGGGACGGAAACGCACAGCAUCGGGAACGGUUGUGGAGUCAAUACAACAGUGGGAAAUAACGGGAAAUGGGUCCGUUUGAACAUCGGCGGUACCGUAUUCCUCACAACGCGGCAUACCCUACUCAAAGAACAGACUUCCUUUCUCUAUCGGCUCUGUCAACAACAGGACUUGCAUUCGGACACGGAUGAGACAGGGGCCUAUGUGAUAGACAGAGACCCCACCUACUUUGGCCCCAUCCUCAACUACCUGCGACACGGCAAACUAGUCUACAACAAGGAGUUGGCUGAAGAAGGUGUGUUGGAGGAGGCUGAGUUCUACAACAUCACUCCUCUGAUCAAACUGAUCAAGGAGCGGAUCCUGGAGCGGGACUGUAAAGUCACACAGCAGGUGCCUCCUAAACAUGUGUACCGGGUGUUGCAGUGCCAGGAGGAGGAGCUGACUCAGAUGGUUUCCACCAUGUCGGACGGCUGGAAGUUUGAGCAGGUCAGCGUACGCGCCUGCAGAAAGCCCCGCACUGGACUGCUCUGGACUAUGGUGAACAUUGGUUCGUUGUACAGCUAUGGGACAGAGGACCAGGCAGAGUUUCUGUGUGUGGUGUCCAAGGAGCUACACACACCUGGCUCAGGCCUGGGCACUGAACAGAGCCACAAGACCAAGGCUUCAGAGGUGCAGGAGGAGGAGGGAGGAGAGAGAAAUACCACCCUGAAUGAGUGCAAAAGGGAAUGACAGUCUUGUGUCAAUGUUCCAAGGACGUGAAUGGCUUUUUCACAUCCAUGGAUCCCGGAUGUACUAGAGAGAUAUGUAUUUUUUUAGCUUGACAUUCCAUUAUGUGUUUGUUUAUAUAUUUUGUAUUGUUGUUGCUUUGGGAAAAAAAACUACCAAUAAAUGCUCAAACAUUA